UCAGGCGUCAGUCAGCGGGUGCGGAGGCCAAGGCGUCGCUAGUCAGCCCCGCCUCAGUCAGGCCCGGCCGCCUCACGCUCGGGGGGCUGGAGCAGGUUUCCGCGGCUGCCCCGAGGCGCGAGGGAGGAUUUUGUUCCGUGCCGUCUAGGGAGAAGAUGACUUUUCAGUGGACAGCAGUUGCAACCUUUCUGUAUACUGAAAUAGGAGUGAUUUUACUGCUCUGUGUACCGUUUAUUUCUCCACUAAGAUGGCAGAAGAUCUUUAUGAUUCCACUAUGGAAUAAAAUAGCAAAUUAUUGGAAUAAGGCAUUCCUAACAAUAAUCGUUCUACUGAUUGUUUUGUUUCUUGAUGCUAUUAGAGAAGUGAAGAAAUACUCAACUGCACAAGGGACUGAAAAGGCUGCAAAUAUCAACCCCAAUGCCUAUGAUCAUAUUCAGAUGAAACUUUUUAGGUCACAAAGAAACCUUUACAUCUCAGGAUUCUCCCUGUUUCUCUGGCUUGUACUGAGACGUACUGUCACCCUUAUUACUCAGUUGGCAAAAGAGUUGGGAAUUCAGGUAGCUAUGGAAAUUCAAGUAGCAAAUACUAAUGAAGCUGCCAGAAAAUACAUGGAGGAGAAUGAAAAGUUGCAACAGGCGUUGAAUGAAAAAGGGAAGUGUGAAAAUGAACAGGCUCUAGAAGAACACAAUAAAAAACUAAGGAAAGAAACAGAAAAACUGAAAGCGGAAUUAAAGAAAACUUCAAAUGCCCUUUCCAAGGCAACAAAUGAAGUGACUGCAAUUAAAAAGCAAUCUGAAGGCCUUAAAAGAGAAUACGAUCGCCUUAUGAAAGAACAUGAACGGCUGCAGGACUUCCUAGAUGAAGAGGAGGACAAGAAAGACCAGUAGAAGCAAUUCAGGAAAGACUACUUUGAUAUAACUGCAUCAGUGUGAAGUCUCUUGUUCUUUUCUUUAGCCUCCUGAAGUAGAUGGCACAAGGUUUGAUUUUCUUAAGAAAAUCAAAUGCACUGUAGUUCACUACUCAGAUUCUACUUAUAGCUCUUGGUUGCCAAAUAUAUUCUGUGUUGCAAUGAGAAUACAAAGUGAUAUAUGGGAUAUGCCUUGAAGUUUAUAUUUCAGUUCUCGUGAGGAAAAAUGUAAGCAUAUAAAUGGAAAUUUUCCAUCUGCACUAACAACUCAGAUGAUCUCUAUCCGUUUGCUCUCAAAAAUGGUAAGAGAUCAUGCACAAUAACACCAAUUGCUUGUUACAUUUGACUGGUUUUGUAAAUCACACCAAACCAUCAAAACAUGGUGACUUUAACCCCUUUUUGCCAGUGACUAUCAGGACUCCUAUGAAAUUUGAUUACUUAUGGGUUAAAUAAGACUAAAUAUUUUUCCUUUUCCAUUCUACUUGUGUAGAAGGAUUUGAUUGACAAUCGGUUAAAAAAAAAAAGAUUUCUAAAUCCAACUUACACUAAUUGUUUUUUUCCCAUUGUGCCACACAGAUGGGUGUGUUUCACAAUUAUCCAUUUUGCAUGCCUUUGGGUUAUUCUUUUGGAGUACUUCAGAAUUUUUUGUCAUAAAAAUAGUAUUGGUGCACUUUUUAUUAUUCCCUGAUUCAUUUGUACAAGGAUUUUAAUCUAUUUACUUUGUGUGUGUGCCACUGAGUUUUCUUGCUUUGGAAAGUGUAAAAUUCUUUGAAGAAUGUUCAUGUAUAAUUUACUUAUAUUGAUGAAAAGCAAUUCAUGGUUAAGGAGUAAUUAUACAAUACCUCAAAAUAAAUAUACAUUGUUUUUACAUUAUCUGUUUUUUGCAUCUGACAGCUAAAUUCUGAGUAAUUUUGCAUUAGUGAUUCAAAUUUUGUACUUAGAAGUUGGAUAUGAUUGUUAUAUUAAAGGGAUUGUUUAAGCUUA
Molecule: messenger RNA, 1891 nt
Organism: Malaclemys terrapin pileata
Lineage: Eukaryota; Metazoa; Chordata; Testudines; Emydidae
Gene: BCAP29
Product: B cell receptor associated protein 29
Exons: 8
Coding region: 156-887 (243 amino acids)
Biological process (GO): endoplasmic reticulum to Golgi vesicle-mediated transport; intracellular protein transport
Cellular component (GO): endoplasmic reticulum; endoplasmic reticulum membrane
Source: RefSeq, a predicted model, not a curated record